Hyaloperonospora brassicae is the source of this 858-nucleotide messenger RNA. NCBI's taxonomy places the organism in Eukaryota, Oomycota, Peronosporomycetes, Peronosporales, Peronosporaceae. The record is from the annotation of a GenBank genome assembly.
AUGCGUCUAGCCUACACCGCAGUGGCAGCUCUGAUCACCGUCUUCGUUUGCAUCGACGCGGUCCCCAAGGCUGUCCGUGAGUCUAGUGACUCUCCUGUGGUUCGUAGGACGAGCGGCCGCGUCAACGAAGUGAACACGAAGAGGCGUUUGGGCGUAGCUGAUCUGCACGAUGGCGGACCACCGCUGGCCUCUGACAAGGAGGCCAGAAAUGGCCCCACCUCUGGCGUCGGUGAAGGUCUUGUUCAAGCAAGCAAGCCAGUUACCAGCGUCUUAGAAAAAGGCUUGUUUGGCACGACGACGAAACAGGCGAGCCAAGCUGUGAAAGCAGUAGCUGCGAUGAAGGCGAAGGCAGCUGAGGAACAAAUGUCGACGCUCGUCGAGCUCCUUCGAAGUCAAGCGCUCACGACAAAGGUGAAGCCCCUCCGAAGUAAAGCUUUCAAGGAGAAGGUGAAGCCCCUCCAAAGUAAAGAUUUCAAGAAGAAGGCCAAGCCCUCCCAAAGUAAAGCUGCACAGAAGAACGCAGAAACGGUGGAAGAUGCGGCGAAGGCGAAGGCAGCUGAGGAACAAAUGUCGACGGUCCGUAAGUACGAGCGAACACUGUCGCUCCAGAAGAACGCCGAAACGGCGGACGACUUGGCGAAGGCGAAAGCGAAAGCAGGGGCAAGCGACAUGAUGAAGACAUCACUCACUAAGAAGAUUACGAAGGUGUUCAAAACCUCCAUGAGUCAAUUGAGACGGCAAAGCACAUCGGAGAAGGGUGUAGCGACCGCGUUCAAGGGGUUCAUCGAUCAGCUGCGCGCAUUCUUCAAGCGUGUGCUGAAUAACCUGAGACAGAAGGCCAGUAGCGUCUUGACCUAG